This is a messenger RNA of Dendroctonus ponderosae (mountain pine beetle), 900 nucleotides long. Its product is annotated as glutathione S-transferase 1. Gene Ontology annotation, molecular function: glutathione transferase activity. The record is from RefSeq and is a predicted model, not a curated record. Gene Ontology annotation, biological process: glutathione metabolic process. NCBI's taxonomy places the organism in Eukaryota, Metazoa, Arthropoda, Insecta, Coleoptera, Curculionidae.
AAAAAUCCCCAAAAAGAAAUUCCCCUGAUCGACGACGAUGGAUUCCAGCUGAGCGAAAGCAAUGCAAUCCUGCAGUACCUAGCUGAUAAAUACGCAAAGGACCAAACCCUCUAUCCGAAAGACCUUAAGGAAAGAGCGCUGGUCAAUCACCGACUAUGUUUCGAUCUUUCCACGUAUUAUAGAAAUAUUUGCGAUUACGCGGUGAAUCCGAUGUUCUUCGACUACCCGAGAACAGACUUGGCCCUGAAAAAAACCCACAUCGCGCUCAGCAAUUUCAACACUUACUUGGAAAGAACCGGCACUAAAUACGCAGCGACUAACCACAUAACCAUAGCCGACUUCCAACUGGCAACUUCCACCAUGUGCCUGGAAUCGAUCAAUUUCGACCUCUCGGACUACCCACUGGUCCAAAAAUGGUACGCCACCUUCAAGCAGGAGUAUCCGGAACUUUGGAAACUACUGGAACCUGAAAUGCUUGUGUUGACUGCCUGCGAAAAGAACCCGCCGGAUCUGAGCCACAUGGUUCACCCAAUUCACCCCGUACGCAAAAGCUAAACGCAACUAAGCCAAAAAAACACUUUAUUAUAACAUGGAAACUUCGUUAGGUAUACAGGGGGAACAUCUAGGUAGAAACUCCAGGAGGCAAAAACUUUACGAACAAGUAACAAACCUACAGUCAGCUCGAAUGGGCGAGAUAAUAAUUCUUUUGACUAAAAAACGUUUAUCUUAAUGGGAAAAACUUGUCCUGGGAACUUGCGCUGGAUGGACCCUAACAGCAAAAGCUUUUGGCAGCAUUUUAAGGCUUUUUACGGGUUUGCUCGUGCGCCACUCUUUGCCACGCUGCGUUUGAUGUUGUUAACACAUUUAUAAUCUUGUAAUCAAAUAAAAGUGUACACUUAG